Colletotrichum orchidophilum is the source of this 4506-nucleotide messenger RNA. Its product is annotated as helicase associated domain-containing protein. The transcript is spliced from 4 exons. Bases 1 to 4506 code for a protein of 1501 amino acids. Gene Ontology annotation, molecular function: RNA binding; ATP binding. Gene Ontology annotation, cellular component: intracellular anatomical structure. The record is from RefSeq and is a predicted model, not a curated record. NCBI's taxonomy places the organism in Eukaryota, Fungi, Ascomycota, Sordariomycetes, Glomerellales, Glomerellaceae.
AUGGCCGGAGCCAAGAAGAAGAAGAAGCCCGCGGCCAACCCGGCCAGAGGCUUCGCCACCACCUCCGUUGCAUCAUCCAAGCCUCGGACCGAGCCCGUUGAAGGGGCCGAAGCCACCACUGCCGCCCGGGCUGCUGCUGCCGCUGCCGCUUCCAAUUCAGAUGCACCGUCAUCCGAUCCUCAGUCUUCCUCAAACGGUGCUGGUGACAAAUCUGCCAAGACGGAGCUGAGCCCUGAGGAAUUUGAAAAGCAACUCGACGAAUCCGAAUUACAGCUCUUGGUUGAAAAGUACGCUCAAAAAACCAAGCGGGAUGCUCAACGCCAGCGCACGAGGCUUGAGACCGAUCGCCGCCUGCUAAGGGGCCAAGCCGAUACUGUCAACUCGAAGAAGUGGUUACCCCAAGAGUUGAUGGAUCAAGUUCUUGAUCUCAUCCAGGCCGAGAGUCGCUUUGCAUCGUCAAGUGUCUCCACAGAGACCUCUGCCAGCGGAAAGCUGCUUCCGGAAGAAGACAUGGUCAUCAAGCUGUGGACUCUUCAACAGACGCUUGCUAGUGUUGGCUUCCCCGAGGAACGGGUUCAAGCUGUGAUGCGACAUAUUUUAGACAUUGCGCCAAACAUACCGUCUUUUGCAAAGGAUAGCCUUUGGGGUCUUGAAGAGGCCCUUGACUGGCUGGCUAGAGAGUGCCCCAGCGAUGAGUUACCCGACUACGAGGGACGAGGAAAACAGGGCAUCAGGCAGCUAGAAACUCCGGCUGAGAGCCCCUUACCUUCAGGGGCCACAACCCCUUUACCUGAUGGACGCCAGAAGCCCGGUGUAGCAUCCAAAAACAGCGCCAAGAAGAAGGCCGUAGUGACUUGCGAUAUUGACCUUGAGCCAGAUGAGCUGGUUCCUGUUUACCUCGAAACAAAGACCAAAUUAUUCGAGCUUGAACGAAACCAGCCAGGAAGACGAAAGCAAAGCAGUAACAAGGCUGAGGCAAGCGAUGGAGCGGAUCUGCAAGCCGAGCUUCGCGCAAAGAUAGUCAAAAUCGAGAAGGACGUCCUCUUCGACAAGUUUGCCGCGGAGCAAGAGUGGAGGACCCGGAAAGCGGCCUUGGAGAAGGAGCUUGCAACCGCAAGAAAGCAACAGGCGCAAGAGGAAAAGGAGAAAGAGCCGCCCAAGGCGAUUGCCGAAGCAGCCGGGUCUUCUGGUGGAGAUGUCAACGACGCGGCCGAACGCAUCGCUGCUGAGAUUCUGGCCCAGUCUGAUGAUGAUGACGAUGGCGGUCUUAGUGAUCUUUUCGCCAAUCUGCCUGUCACCGAAGUGGAUGCCACAGGCAAAUCGAGCACAGUACUCAACGGCACAGACGGUAUCAAGAUUACGAUUCGGGAUUUUGGGAAAUGGACUGGUGUCUCUCCCAUACGAGCUUUGGAAGAGGCAUGCAGAGCGAGAGACGCCUCGACGAGGAUCAAUUACCGCCUUAUUUCAGAGGUCCCGUUUGCCAACCGUCACUCCGUCUCUGUGGCCUGGACAAAGCCUCAAAAUGUCCCAUCCGCAUCUCAGGAUGAUAGCGUUGACGUCAUCACCAUCCCGUCAAGCUUCAACUUCAGCAUGAAGACCAUUGCAACGCCCGACAAGAAACAGUCAGAAGCCUACAUUGCAACAUGGGCCCUGUUCCACAUCUUCGGCACCUCAGCGAAGGAGGAGAAGGUUGGAAUGAGAUUGCCUCCUGUCUGGCGUGAGCUAUGGGAUGAGCUUGCAGAGGCCAGAAAAAGCCAGCUGGACUCCAUAGACCGGGAAGCGAUCAGAGAGUUACGAGAUCUCGUGCGUCAGAGACAGGACCAGGAGCUGGAAGAUGGUGUCAUUCUCCAAGGUGCUUUCAAGGGAAGGGCCGCUGCCCGUAAUCAGAACGAUAACAAGGACGAGGCCGCUCAAGAUGCCGCGAAGCGUCUCUCUAAUGGGCCCGAGUAUUAUCAAAAUAUUUGGGCGCAGAAGAUUAACACUCCCAGGUAUCAGGCCAUGCUCCAGUUCCGCAUGCAGCUUCCCAUGUGGAAUUUCAAACAGCAAGUCACGGAUGCUGUAGACAGAGAGCAAGUCGUCAUCAUCUGCGGAGAAACAGGCUGUGGUAAGAGUACUCAGGUGCCAGCUUUCCUCUUGGAGCACCAACUGGCCCAGGGGAAGGCAUGCAAGAUCUAUUGCACUGAGCCGCGGCGAAUUUCCGCCAUUUCGUUGGCUCGCAGGGUCAGCGAAGAGCUCGGUGAGGGCCGUAAUGAUCUGGGAACGGCCAGGUCAUUGGUGGGCUACUCCAUCCGCCUUGAAGCGAAUACUUCUCGUGAAACGCGGCUGGUCUUUGCGACUACGGGUAUCGUUAUGCGAAUGCUGGAAGGUUCGAACGAUCUUCGUGAAGUCACUCAUCUGGUCCUGGACGAAGUUCACGAGAGGUCCAUCGAUAGUGAUUUCUUGCUCAUCAUCUUGAAGAAGCUGAUGCUGAGACGCAAGGAUCUGAAGGUGGUUCUCAUGUCGGCCACAGUCGAUGCCGAGCGAUUCUCCAAUUACCUCGGUGGAGCGCCGGUGCUUACGGUUCCCGGACGUACUUUCCCCGUUCAAGUCAAGUAUCUGGAGGAUGCAAUCGAAACAACUGGCUACACUGUUGGACAGACCCCUGAAGAGAAGAUGGUUGAUCUCGACGACGAUGUGGUCGAGGCGGAAGCGGAAGGCACCAAGUCCACAGUCGGAGCUGACCUUUCGGCUUACUCCCCCAAGACCAGGAACAGCCUUGCACAGAUGGACGAGUACCGAAUCGACUUCGACCUCAUUGUGCAGCUUAUUGCCAAGGUCGCCUCCGCGCCAGAAUAUAUCCCUUACAGCAAAGCGAUCCUCGUUUUCCUUCCAGGCAUCGCAGAAAUUCGAAAUCUGAACGAUCUCCUCUCUGGCGACCCUUCGUUUGUGCGUGACUGGCUAAUCUAUCCGCUGCACUCGACCAUCGCGACUGAGGAUCAGGAAGCCGCCUUUCUCGUGCCACCUCCCGGCACAAGGAAAAUCGUGCUUGCAACCAACAUUGCCGAAACCGGCAUCACGAUUCCUGACGUGACCUGCGUCAUAGACACGGGUAAGCAUCGUGAGAUGAGAUUCGACGAAAGAAGACAACUCUCCCGCCUUAUCGACACAUUCAUCUCCCGCGCGAACGCAAAGCAGCGUCGCGGAAGAGCUGGGCGCGUUCAGGAGGGCCUCUGCUUCCACAUGUUCACCAAGCACCGGCACGACACGGUCAUGAGCGACCAACAGACUCCCGAGAUGCUGCGUCUCUCACUUCAAGACCUCGCAAUUCGCGUCAAGAUUUGUAAAAUCGGCGGCAUUGAGGAGACUCUGAGCGAAGCUUUGGACCCGCCUUCUGCCAAGAACAUUCGCCGCGCUGUGGAUGCACUCAUCGAUGUCCGAGCCUUGACGCCUGCUGAGGACCUGACGCCUUUGGGUAAUCAACUCGCCAGGCUGCCUCUGGAUGUCUUCCUGGGCAAGCUCAUUCUGAUGGGUGCGAUCUUCAAAUGCCUCGACAUGGCCAUUACAGUAGCGGCCAUUCUGUCCUCCAAAUCACCAUUCACGGCACCGUUUGGCCAGCGAGCUCAGGCUGACCUUGUUCGCAAGGGCUUCCGUAGAGGAGAUUCGGAUCUUCUUACCGUAUACAAUGCGUAUCUUGCAUGGAAGCGCGUAUGCCAGUCGACCACUGCUUCUGGUGGCAAGGAGUUUCAAUUCUGUCGGAAGAACUUCCUCGCUCAACAGACCUUGGCCAACAUUGAAGACCUCAAAGGCCAGCUGCUGGUCUCGGUAGCAGACUCUGGCUUCCUCUUGCUGACUGAUGAGGAGAGAAGAGCGCUCAACAGAGUACGUUAUGGGUCCAAUUCGCGAGGACGACGUCAUCAGAGCUUCUUUGAUAUCCCUCAACGUGUAAGCAUCAACAGCGAAAACGAUUCCAUCACAACGGCGGUCAUUACAUGGAGCUUCUAUCCAAAACUUUUGGUUCGUGAGAACCCAGGAAGCCGGGGUCUGCGCAACAUCGGCAACAACCAGUCAAUCAGCCUGCACCCGUCCUCUGUCAACAAGGGACACAAUGAGCUAAAGUGGCUGUCUUACUACCACAUCAUGCAAUCAAAGAGGCAAGGAUCCUUUGUUAAGCCUGUAGAGUCCAUGUACAAGAAGCUAACAUGCAUCAAUAGUGUAUAUCAUGCACAUGAGACAACGGUGGCUGACCCCUUUGCUAUUGCUCUCCUGUGUGGUGAUGUUCGUGCCGACAUGUUCUCUGGCGUGCUCGUCCUUGACGGCAACCGCUGCCGAUUCGCGCUGCCUGAUUGGAAGACGAUGCUUGUCAUCAAGGUUCUCCGUACCAGGCUUCGGGAGCUCCUCACUCGCUCCUUCAAGCAACCUGGCAAAUUGCCAACAGCUCAGCAUGAAAGAUGGCUGGCGAUUUGGCAAAAGAUAUUCUCCCAGGAGGUUAACAAGGAGAAUGUCAGUGCGACUGUCAGCAAAACAUAG